Molecule: messenger RNA, 2117 nt
Organism: Rana temporaria (common frog)
Lineage: Eukaryota; Metazoa; Chordata; Amphibia; Anura; Ranidae
Gene: SLX4IP
Product: SLX4 interacting protein
Exons: 4
Coding region: 181-1377 (398 amino acids)
Source: RefSeq, a predicted model, not a curated record
AGUACUGUUGCCCUUAGUGAGGGUUGUGAGCCUGUUCUUCUGAAAAACGAGAACUUCUAUCUCCUCAGGGAACUGUAUAGUGACACAGAGCAGCAAUGAUGUCACAGCAGAAAACGUACUGAAGGAAGCACGAUUGUACAGCAGCACUACUGUGACUCUAGGCUGAAAGCAGUUCUAAAGAUGGAUUUCUACACGUGGAUGAGUCUCAUGAUCAAUCUUCUCACUGUGAAGAUACUGAUUGAUAAGAGAAGACGUCUGAGGGAGAAGAAGAGACGCCGAUUAUAUUGGGUUCAUCCAUUGAUCUCUCAACGGCUAAGCAAGGGUCACUUCCAUACUGUGUAUCUUGAGCUCCGAAAGUAUCCAAAGAAAUUCCAUGAGUAUGCUCGGAUGAGUGUCACUACCUUUGAUGAACUGUUGGAAGUUGUUAGACCUCAGCUGACCAGAGCAUCUACGAACAUGAGAGCUAGCAUUUCUCCAGAAGAGAGAUUACUGGUGACGUUGCGAUAUCUUGCUACAGGGGACACAUUUGCUUCACUCCAUUUUCAUUUCCUUCUUGGAAAAAUGACAAUUUGCAAGAUUGUCCAUGAAACCUGUGCAGCCAUCUGGAGCUUGUUAAGAAAUCAAGUAAUGCUUGAGCCCACAGAAGAAAAAUGGAGAGCUAUCAGUGAAGGAUUUAAGAGCACUUGCCAUUUCCCUAACUGUGUUGGUGCUUUGGAUGGAAAACGCAUAAGAAUUAAAAUGCCACCCAAAAAUGUCUCAGAGAGCUCCAGAUAUAAAAACUAUUUCUCCAUUGUGCUAAUGGCCAUAGUGGACAGUGCACACAAUUUUGUGGCUGUAGAUGUUGGAGCGUAUAGAACUGUUGGGGAUUCAAAAAUAUUUCGCACUUCUCCAAUGGGGAGGAAAAUUCUUGAGGGCAAAUUUAAUAUUCCAAGCCCAAGGCCCAUAGAAGAAGGCGGGGAUCCGCUCCCAUUUGUGUUUGUUGCUGAUGAGGCCUUCAGCUUAAGCAACAACAUAAUGAAGCCUUAUCCUAAGAGAGGCCUGGAUUUCAAUGGGAAAAUCUUCAACUACAGACUGAGCCGUGCGCGACGUCAGGUGGAAUGCGCUUUUGGAAUUCUAGCGAAUAAGUGGAGGAUAUUUCAGAGCACUAUCCAGCUGAAGCCUUCACAUGUAGACAUGAUAGUAAAGAGUGCAUGUUCUCUUCACAACUUUGUACUACAAAGGGAGCGCUAUGCCAAUGACUUGCUGGAUCAUAAUAUGGAGGAUUUGGAGUGGCCCUCUGUGCGAUAUCCUGAUCAUGCUGCAAAUAUAAGAGAAAAAUUUGCACAGUAUUUCAUGUCCCCUGCUGGUGAACUUCCCUGGCAGUACAGCAAAGUUUAAAAUAUCUAUCAGCCUAUAACUUUUUUCCUUUUUUUAAUAUAUUAGGAUCUCCUAGUGGUGAGAUCUCCUAAGCAGAGUUCUCAGAUCUGCACAGCUGCUGUGGCUAGCAAAGGGACCCUGUUGCUAGACCAUUCAUCUUAGCAACAAUCUUUCCAUAGGAUGUGCAUUUAAUGUUUUUUUAUGCAUGUUCUUUUUUUGUAAAAGCCUCCCUUAUGCAGACAUUCAAAAGCCUUGAGACUACUUCUGGGUGUCUCCGCCAGACUCAGAGCUGUCAUCAAAUGACACUUUUUUUUUGUAUUUCUUAACUACAUACAAGGUUAUGUAGAGAGGCAAGGGUGACGGUGCUGGGCCAGCACAGACAGUAAUUGGACACAAGAGGAGAGGCUGUGACAUGCAAGGAGAGAGGGGGCCGUGCUAGGGUACAGAUUCUUACUAAAGAAGUACAAUUUGCUAGCAAGUUCAAAGGCACACUACAUCGGGGAAAAAACACUCCAAAUAAGCACUUAAAUUUUUAUGCACUUUUUUUUACCUGGCCUUUCUAGGUUGGGUACAGGGUCUGUUUAACUGAGGGCCUGCUCUUUGUUGGAUUUUUUAUUUGUUUUAUAGAAUUAAGAAUACAGGAGGAGUGAGGUCAAAGUUAAAUUGUGGGUGGGAACGGAACCAAGAGUCCCGGAAAAGAUAUGAGACCAAGGGUAACUUGUGUUGCGACAAUCCAUCUGUAGCUGAAAUAUAAUUUUUGG